AUGCGCUUCGCGAUCCCAUUCGUUGCUCUCAGCUCCUUGGCUUCGGCCCUGGUAGCGCCUCAGGAUGACUCUUUCUUCCUGGACAACGUGCCUCUCGACAAGAGACAGACAGGUGAUCCCACUUACCAAUGCCAUGCCAAUUGUGGAUACACCAUCCAAAAGGGUGUCGGCGACUACUGCAAGAAUGAAGAGUGGCUCGGUUUGCUCCGUGGCUGCCUUGACUGUGCUCUACAGUACGACAUCUGGAAGAGCUAUGGCAACAAGGUUAGCGCGGCUGCCAAGGCUUGCGGUCUAGAUGCUACUCCCAAGGCUGUGUCUCCCGGCGGCAAUGCCAGCAGCAGCAGCAACGCUGGUUCCGUUGCGCCGUCCAGCUUGGCCCCUCCUGCCCAGCAGUCCAGCCACGCUUCCAGUGUAGCUCCUGUGACUACCUCUGCCGCUGCUACCAGCGCUCCUCGUUCUGCUACUACCAGUGCAGGUCAGCCGGCUCAAACCACCAGUGCUGGCCACUCCAACAACGGCACCACCACCGUUCCCACCGGUGCUGCUGCAGCUAUGAAGCAGCAGCUUCCAUUGGCUGCUGCCGGUGCUCUUCUUGCGGUUCUUGUCAUGUAA
Messenger RNA from [Torrubiella] hemipterigena, 612 nucleotides. The record is from the annotation of a GenBank genome assembly. NCBI's taxonomy places the organism in Eukaryota, Fungi, Ascomycota, Sordariomycetes, Hypocreales, Clavicipitaceae.